Messenger RNA from Helicoverpa zea (corn earworm), 3213 nucleotides. RefSeq names its product leucine-rich repeat-containing G-protein coupled receptor 5 (gene Lrt). Lineage: Eukaryota; Metazoa; Arthropoda; Insecta; Lepidoptera; Noctuidae. Gene Ontology annotation, cellular component: plasma membrane. The transcript is spliced from 17 exons. The record is from RefSeq and is a predicted model, not a curated record. Gene Ontology annotation, molecular function: protein binding. Bases 1 to 2556 code for a protein of 851 amino acids.
AUGUGGCUAAUGGGCGCGUUUUGCGUGCUGUGCGCGUUUCACAGCGCCGUGGAUGCGCAAUGGAGAUGUCCCGGCUUAUCUGCUCGACCCGCUGCUGAAUGCUCCUGUGAUCUGCCUCAUACGCUCCGCUGUGCUGGCGAUCAUACUGCGCUACAGAUCAUAGGCCGCCAUCUUCGAGAACAGAAGGCCCGAAACAAGAACACAGCUGUAUCACUCCUGGACUGUGCCUUACGAGGAGUGUCAGUCUUAUCAUCAGCCUCGGUGUCGGAGCUAGCUGGUGUUGGACUCCAUGGGCUUGUGAUAUCCUCGGGAGAUAUAAGACGAGUACAGCAAGGCGCUUUCAGUACUGUUUCUGCUACUUUAUUUGCUUUAGGUCUGCCAAACAACCAGCUGCCCAUAGUACCAACAGAGGCGUUAACAAGACUCUGGAAUUUAGAUCGCUUGGAUUUGUCCAACAAUAAAAUUCAUACCUUAGACAGUAAUUCAUUUAAGGGUAUCACAAAUCUAACAUACUUGGAUAUAAGUGACAAUCAAUUGACGGAUAUAUCGGAGGGAGCAUUCCUGCCUUUGAUAAGGCUGAGUGUUCUAAGGCUAAGAGGGAAUCUACUGAAAGUACCAGCGCUGGCUCCUUUGAAGGAGGCUCACAUGUUAAGAGAUUUGGAUUUAUCCAGUAAUGCACUAGAAGGUCCUUUAGGCCCUACCACAGUGCCCACAUUGAGUUGUCUCACCACCCUUCAAUUGUCUGACAACACAUUUGCAAGUAUUCGACGUGGAGCUCUGUCAGGUCUCACAAACUUAACUCAUUUGAACUUGCACAACAACCAGAUAGAUGUGCUGGAGGACUAUGCGUUCAAACACAUAGCCAACUUGACACAUCUGGAUCUGUCUCACAAUGAGAUCGUCGCUGUAUCAGGUGCAUCGCUAGCUCAGCUGACUAGCUUAGUCCACCUGGAUCUUUCGCACAAUUUCCUUCGGUCCCUAUCUGCUGAGCCGCUGAAAUCUCUCAGAGGUCUGACCGAACUAUUGCUCCACGAUAACGACAUCUCAAUGAUAGAUGACGGAGCUUUGGCACUGCAUAAGGACCUCGGCCGAUUCACCAUUGAAGAUAAUCCUCUUAAUUGCGAUUGCCUAAUGGCCGGAUUCGCAAGGUGGUUGAGGGAGGCAAAAAAUCUUCCACAAACUGAUAAAUCGGUGGCCGUGUGUGCAACACCACCACAUUUGGAAGGAGCUCUGUUAUCUCGAUUGUCAAAAAACAAGCUUUGCGAUGACUCCGAACAUACAGAUUUGAAACAAAAAGAUACGAAUUACGAUUUCAAUAAGGUUCUAGCUAAUUCGAUUUUUAACGAUUAUAAAAUUAAUGUCGAUGAUAGUGGAGGAGAAGUUUAUGUUGAUAAGCAAGAUGGUUUGGAUGAUGAUUUGUAUGACGAAGAAUUGGAAGUUCCAGCUGAAGAAGAUUUGCCGAUAUCUGAAGCCAAGGUACGCCUAAUAGACGCUUGGCAUGACGACGAAGAAGUCCACUUAUCUUGGGCAGUGGAACCUCUAUCGAAUCGCCGGUAUAGAUGUACGGGAGUCACGGCGUCCAGAGCUGGUGGUCUACCGAAGCACGUAGCUUGUCAUAGAGCCUCACCGUCCAAUGUCGUGUUACGAGGAUUGAAGAUUGAUGCUGUUGAUCAGUAUACAUUCUGCAUAGCUCUGGAAGAAAUGGACAGCGCGGAUGUUCCUCUAUCCUUAGUACUGGGUUGUGGAGCACCCAUGCAAGUUAGACAACGAGCAACCUUCGCUACUGUCGUACCAAUUGUGGUUACACGGGCUCCAGAACCAAGCAACCCUUUGAGAGUAUCAGAAGUCCGUUCGAACGUCACAAGCGAUGGGGUCUUAACGGUUCUGAUAUCAGUGUUGGGUCUUCCACAAAGACCGCAGUACGUGCUACCUCGUUCCCAAAGACUGUCCAAUGAUGUCAGACCAAUCGGCAACUGUUAUAUUGUCGUCGCUGUCUUAUCACGAGGGAGCCUCGUAGCCCAAAAAGACACCCCAUGCCAAUCAACCCUGGAAAUUUCCAUGGAAGGCUUCAUGAGAGGUCCUUACGAAGUGUAUACUAGAUGUCAGUUGACCCGUGAAUUGCUGAAAAAUAAUUUCUCAAGGACAUUCCUGAGUAAUUGGGUAUGUUUAAUAGAACAGGAGAGUGAUAGGAAUACCUCAGCUAUGGUAGUGAAGUCUCCCAGAAGAAAGUUCUAUGGAUUAUUUCAGAUAGGAAGUGAAUGGUGCAAGGAAGGCAAGAAAGGUGGGAAGUGCGAUAUUACUUGCGAAGCAUUACUAGAUGAAGACAUAAAGGACGAUGGCAUUUGCGCCGUGAAGGUGUUUGAACAAGAAGGGUUUAAGUACUGGGCCAAAUGGGAGGCAAGGUGCAAGGGACAACUGCUGCCUGAUAUUGAGAAGUGUCCAGAUUGGGUACAUCCACCGAACAGAGCAUCCCCACCUCGUGAUAAAAGAACAGCAAGAGGCAAACGUAGCCUAAGAAAAAGCAGAAGGGCAAUAUUUACCAACCCAUUAUUUUAGACUGUGAUGUGAUCUAAAACAUUCAGGUUUAGAAUCUUUUUUUUUUAUUUUCGUGGUGUGACUGUGGCAAUAAUAAUGAUGGUGUCCCAAUGAGUUGCGGGACCAAUGAGUUUUGAAAUGCAGGACAUGUAAUAAUUUAAAUAUGGAACUAGAUGUUCAAAUGUUUUUUGGAAAGUUGAAAAUACAUCCAGGCGGCGAUCCGUUUGCGACCAAUGUUUGACAGAAUGGUUGUGACUUCAAAAGGAACCCGAACGCCUCGUUAGUACCUAUUAACUGAUAGUUUUAUCACGCCUACUGUACGGUACCGUGAACUACGAGAAGGUGCUUGACCUACCUUUCUUAUGGCUUUUCUUCCACAUUUAUCGUUGUGAGUGAUAAUCGCCUAAGUAAUUUAAUAAGACUUGGUGAUACAUUACUAAUGAUACCUGAUCAUAUAAUAAUGUUUCAAGCUGGAAAACGUAAAAUUGUAUCUUGAAUUUUUGUAAAUCAAAUCUUAUUUAAGAAAGCAUACAGGUAUCCAAUUGAAAUACAAUAUCUACUGGUAGCUGGUCUACCAAAAAUAUAGAACAAAAUAUUGUAUGACUUAUGAUGUACAAAUUGAAAAAACAAUGCAUUUAAUCGUUGCUGUGUCUGAAUAAAUGAACAUAACUUUGUUAU